AACAGAUUCGCAUCGAACCGAACUGUCUGACAAAUAAGCAGAACACACCUUUCCAGCUUCCAAAUCGAACACUAUAUAUACAUUCAACCGAAACCGGCAAUUUCCAUUUCCUCCAUCCGCAGGCAGAAAUGGCGAAACCUGACAAGUCGAAGCCCAAUAUUCCCCAAUACGUCCGUUCCUCCGCCAAAGUCCACCCCGACUUCGAUGCCGACCCCAACUCCUACUCCCUUGAAAAAUUCAAGCUCUACGAGACCAGACAGCGAUUUUACUUGAUCGGAAGCGAUCGGAACAAGCGGCUCUUCCGGGUCUUGAAACUCGACCGCUCGGAGCCCGACGAUUUGAAUAUCAGCGAAGACCCGGUUGUGUACUCGCCGCAGGAGAUCAAGAGCCUGCUCCAGCGAAUCGCCGAGGGCAAUCGCGCCACCGGCGGCCUUACUUUUGUCACCAAGGUUUACGGGAUCGCCGGUUGCAUUAAGUUUCUGGAAUCGUAUUACUUGAUUUUGGUCACCAAGCGUCGCCAAAUAGGAAGCAUAUGUGGUCAUGCGAUUUAUAGCAUAGAGGAGAGCCAGUUGAUUACUAUUCCGCACGUCACGAUUCAAACUGAUGUUGCUCAUUCUAAGACCGAGUUGCGGUACAAGAAGCUUCUAUCCAGUGUUGAUUUAACCAAAGAUUUUUUCUAUAGUUACUCGUAUCCUAUAAUGCAGAGAUUGCAAAAGAAUGUGUUAUCAAUGGGCGAAGAAGGGAUGCCGUUUGAUAAUAUAUUUGUAUGGAAUGCCUAUCUAACACAAGCUAUUCGAUCAAGGUGCAAUAACACAAUCUGGACAAUAGCAUUAGUGCAUGGCCAUUUUAAGCAGAUUAGGCUAUCAAUCUUUGGUAGGGACUUUAGUGUUUCUCUGGUCUCUAGACGCUCUCGGCAUUUCGCAGGAACACGUUACUUGAAAAGGGGAGUGAAUGAUAGGGGAAGGGUUGCAAAUGAUGUUGAGACAGAGCAGAUAAUCCUCGAUGAAGAAGUUGGCUCAUGCAAAGGAAAAAUGAGUUCUGUUGUCCAGAUGCGUGGCUCGAUUCCCCUUUUCUGGUCACAAGAAGCUUCAAGACUUAGUCCUAAGCCUGAUAUUAUAUUACAGAGAUAUGACCCCACAUAUCAAGCUACCAAACUACAUUUCGAAGACCUGGCAAUGAGAUAUGGCAACCCAGUUAUUGUGCUUAAUUUGAUCAAGACUGUCGAAAAAAGGCCUCGAGAAAUGAUGCUGAGGCGUGAGUUUGCAAGUGCAGUUGGGUACUUGAAUCAAAUAUUUUCGAAAGAAAACCAUCUUAAAUUUAUUCACUGGGACUUUCACAAGUUUGCAAAAAGCAAGUCUGCCAAUGUUUUAGCAGUUUUGGGUGCUGUGGCAAGUGAGGCACUUGAUUUGACUGGUUUUUACUACAGUGGCAAACCUAGUGUUGUUAAACGGAGGCUUAAUCAAUUAAGUCAGACAAGCACGGGAAGGGAAUCUGAUGUUAUUCAACAGAAGAAAAAUGAUAAUUUUAGCGGUGAACCACCACAUUUUCAAAGCGGCGUUCUGCGCACGAAUUGUAUUGAUUGUUUGGAUCGUACAAAUGUUGCCCAGUAUGCUUAUGGCCUUGCAGCUCUAGGCCGCCAACUUCAUGCAAUGGGUUUGACAAAUCUGCCCAAAGUGGAUCCUGAUAGCACUAUUGCUGCAGCUCUCAUGGAUAUGUACCAGAGCAUGGGAGAUGCUCUUGCGCAGCAGUAUGGUGGCUCUGCAGCUCACAACACUGUAUUUCUUGAGAGGCAGGGAAAGUGGAAAGCUACAACCCAAUCAAGAGAGUUCCUGAAGUCUAUUAAGCGAUACUACAGCAACGCUUACACUGAUGGUGAAAAGCAAGACGCCAUAAAUUUAUUUUUGGGUUACUUCAAACCACAGGAAGGGAAACCUGCUCUCUGGGAGCUGGAUUCUGAUUACUAUCUUCAUGUAUCUGGAAUUGAUGACCCUCUCUUUGAUGUGUGUUCACAAGGAAAUGAUACACGCUUAGGAGGAAUGGGAGACACUCUUGCCCCUAUUCCUGCUUGCAGAGAAGAUUUUUUGAGGAUGAAGUUGACAUCAUUUGAUAAAUUGAUUGAAAGGACAUGUAGUUCAAUAAAGGAUGUUAGACUUUGUAGUGAACCAGAUCAAAGACCAGGCGGUAGUACUGCAAAUUCAAGUGUGGCACCUGAUGCAGCUGAAAUACAGUUGAAAAGCCCAAAUUGGCUUUUUGGCCAGAGAAAAUACGAAGAAAGUGGCUCUGCACCAAAAGUUACUUCACAUGAAAUUGGUAAUGGAGGAUCCCAUAACAAGACAGGGGUUGAUGGAUUUUGUGACUUGAAUUGGCUUUCUUCUGAAGCCGAUGAUAAUGAGGAGGAUAUCUUCCAGAGGUACCUUUCAAUGACAUCAGUAGAUGAAGCCAAUGGGUGGUACGGUGGGACACUGCUAGGUGAUCAAGAUGAAAGCAGUGAGAUAUAUAAGCACUAUGCUGAGUUAUGUCAGGGCCCUGGCAUUGAGCCUUUAAAAAAUGAUGGUGAAAUGGAGAAGCACUAUGCUGAUGCUCUUCAUAUGGGAACAAUUAACAUUGUAGAUGAUGCAGCUGUUGAGGUAGAGAUGGAAGCCGCCCUCAAGGAAUACGACCAAAUUGGUAGUGAUCUCGGGAGCAUCCCCGCAUCGUGUAAAUCGUUAGCGGAAGAUCCGAGCUGGUUGACGAGGUGGAUCAUUGGUGAAGAGAAAGUUGAGAGGAUUUGAAGAGAGAUAUUUGGUGUUGCGUAUAGUUAUGAUUUUUGUUUCUUCCAUUGUUUCUUAACUAUGAAUGCAAAAGAGGCAAAUAUUUUUGAGUAUUUAUUCUGGUUUUCAAAUUUGGAAUUUUACUGGGAUUUAUCAUCUGGGUAUCCUUUGAAUUAGUUGGGUUUUUGAGAAAAGUAGUGGGUUUUGUUGAUUAAGUGGUUAACUUGGUUAUACUUCUAAAUUGGGUUCGAAUUAGGGUUUUCGAAAUGUUGCUUGCUUGCUUCGUUGUUUGGAAAAUGGAGACACUGACUUUUUUUUUUAUUGCAUUUAUGGAAUACAAGGAACUAUGAACUUCAGGAACUA
Molecule: messenger RNA, 3113 nt
Organism: Pyrus x bretschneideri (Chinese white pear)
Lineage: Eukaryota; Viridiplantae; Streptophyta; Magnoliopsida; Rosales; Rosaceae
Product: phosphatidylinositol-3-phosphatase SAC1
Exons: 16
Coding region: 129-2771 (880 amino acids)
Biological process (GO): phosphatidylinositol dephosphorylation
Cellular component (GO): intracellular membrane-bounded organelle
Molecular function (GO): phosphatidylinositol-3,5-bisphosphate 5-phosphatase activity
Source: RefSeq, a predicted model, not a curated record